CACCCACCACACACACACAUACACACACACACACACACACACACACACACACACACACACACCACUCCCUCUCUCUCCCUUUCCUGGCGGACCAUAGCAGUAAGCGCCAGCCUUCCCUCCGUGGCACAGCGCGCUGGCACCGGGGCAGCACCACUUGGGUCUUCUUUCCCUCUUCCCAGCGACCCUGGGAAGCCCAAAAGGAAGUGACCCCGCACUGUGGCUUCCCCACCAGUCUCUUGGACUUGGAUUUUCAUUUUUUCAUUCAUGGUCCAAUUAGUUUGAAUUCCCCAACAGGAGACAAAUCCUGACCUUGGAAGGUGGGAAGAGGCGAGGGUAAAGUGCAUCAAUCCACAGGCAUUUUAUUAGCAUCAGCACAAUACCUCUAUGCAGUGGGAAUUGGUUUACUGGGGGGGGGGGCGGGGGCAGACAAAAACUUACUAAUUCAGCCAGAGGUUUCUGCUGAUUGCCGGCUUCCCUUCGCAGAGUUUUCUGAUGAGAGAGGUGUCUGAAGCGCUGGGAGAGGGACUAGGUGCGUGGGUGGAAUUCUGCAUUGGAGGAGAGGAUGGGGUUAAUUGGCUGGGUGUUACUUGGCGGGAAGUUUCCGUGCAGUGGACGUUGUGGUGCUAGCGCGAGUGGCAGGGGCCCGCAGCUAAGCUUAAAGAAAGGACUCACACCGAGUCUGGGCGAUAGGGGGACCCCCCCCAAAACACCUCGGAAUAUCAGGCCGGCGGACCGUAUUCUCCACCUCCCGCGAGCGGGAAGAGGACUGUGGAGCUACCUGGGAGAAGGCGUGGAGGGUGCCGCUGGUGGUGGCUUUGCGUAGCGCGGUGGCACGAACUGUGUAGCUCGGCCUAGGUGCGCAUCAGGCCAGAUUUGCCCUGGAAACUCUUAGGACAGCGACAAGAAAGGAUCCCCAGGUUCUGGGGUCGAGUUCUGUUUGUGUUUUGUUUUGUUUUGUUUUGUUUUGUUUCGAUUGUUUCCCAUCUUGAGAUAAUAUGUUGGUAUGCGUUAGAUAUUUAAGAAGGGAUUGUGGAUGUUUUGGGACUUUCAUCCGCGCCCUGCGUGCGCUCCGGGCGGAUAAAGCAGCACAUUUGCAUCCUAGGGCCGCUGGCUUGCCGACUGCGGCUGCAGCGAGCAGAUUAUUUAUUGCGACCGUGCUGGGCGCUCGCUGCUGCCACGCUGUGGCCAUUGCGGGGACCGGCGCCAGCCGCAGCUCGCCUCUUGCAGUCUGGCGAGACUGCUGUACCGGCCCCUCAGAGAUUUCCCAGCAGGCAGGGGAGAGGGGGACAAAAGGGGACCCGGGGGGCGGUCUCCUAGGGCCCAUUUGGCCGGGAAUCUCCCCGUCUCGGCCACUCCUGACAGGAGCUGGAAGCCGGAAUAGACACGGGUCCUCCCCCUACCCCCACCCCAGCACCAUGGAGACUGGUUGCACAGGCCGCCUGGCACGUCAUGGCUGCUUCUGUCCAAACUGCGCGUCCCAAGGCUCUUUGGGGGCACACGCUAAUUCAGGGAACGAUCUGGCUUUGGGAUUCUGAAAUCGGAGAGACCACUGGUAGUCCCGAGGCCUGCAGGCCUGGCUGGCCCUAAGGAGUACUGGCUAUGGCAAGGAAGGCGUGCUUUGGCUCCAGUAGAGGGCCUGUGACGGGCAGAGGCCGCACCUGUGUGCUUCGGGCUCUGGCCUGGACUAGCGAUCUGGCCGGACCGCGGUGGCCUUUGAGGUCCCACACCCACAUACCUACAAGCCUUUUUCUAGGCUGGCGGAAGUCGAGGAGCUCAAUGGGCAGUCCAGGGCAAGGGCAGACUGUGGGGCCCUGCUCGCCAUUCAGCCUCCCUUGGAGAGAAGCUGAAAGGUAAGUUGGCUUUCUGUGUGGCUUUGACAGAGGAGAGCCCUGGGGUGGCCAGUCUCACCAUCCCAGAGAAGCUCUCUGGAGGGUCUGGGGCUCCUACUCUUGCCUGAAUGUGUCUCUCCCCUGCCCUCCAUAUACAUAGCUGGUUGGAGAAAUAAAUUGGUAGGCUGCCAAUAUGAUAUGCACCAGCUUGGCUAACAUGUAAAGAUUUCAGUUCAACGUAAUUUUUUUCCAUCUUAGUGCCUACAGAAGCUAGAAGUAAAAUGUUUUCUGGCUUUUAAGCUGAGAAAUCAAAUUCUCUCAUUGGCUGGGACAAUUAUUUGAUUGAAAAUCCAGGUCAAAGCAUAACAAAUAAUAAUAGUAAAGUGACACCAACCCCAACGCUGUGUGGGACAUGGAAGAAUGAAAGAAAAAUAUAAAUGUAAACAUUUAUCAACACCUCCAAACCAGUUAUUUUCAUUUUAAUUAAUAACUAGUUGAAAAUCAGCCCCCAAAAUAACUCAGACAUGAUAUUCUUCAGUUUUUAAAAAUUCCCUUUUUAUUUUGUGACUCUUGAGUUUUCAUUUUCACCUCUUGAAACCUUUCCCUGAAGAAAUGUAAGGGAAAUGUCAAAUUCUAUCCUCUCCUUCCAGGCCCUUCUUUAUAAGCAAAGGAAAAACUUUCCUGGCUGGAUUGACUGGGGAUCAGGCACAAAGCUUCCAGGUGCAGCCCCCAUCUGCAGGCAAGCAGCCACCUUCCAGGGUGCCCUCUUUGGUGGAAGUCAACCUUAGGCUAGUCCUUUCCCAAUUUUUUCCCUUUGGGAGAAAGGAGGUCAGGAAAAAAUAAUCGAAAAGCGAGGAAGAGAUUAGUCCUUACCAGAUUCCUAAGGGAUCUCUGUCAAUUGCCACCUCCCCCCUAAAGUCCUGAACAGCCUGUGUUGGCCAGGGUUUUACAGAUCUUAUAAACAGUCUCCAGAAAUCCAACUAAAUCACGUAAAUAGUCUUUCUUCAAUCUCCACAGAAUUGAGGAUUUUAAAGCUAAUUCAAGGGAUUUUACAAGCCCAACAAACACAGUCGUAAAAAUGCCAUUGGGCCGAUAUCACAUUUUACAAAACGAGAUUGAUCCGUGUGCUGUAAAAGUCAGCUAUCUGGAAGGCACACCUCUCAGACAAGAGAGAGCAGCCCAGGACAGGCUUUUCAUGUCCUAUCUGGGGAUGGCCAGGCCUGGCCGGUGGUAAAAUAAUUCAGGAUUUCUGGAGCCAGUGAGACAACUGCUCCCGGUUCUGGAGCAACUGCGGAUGGUAGCCCUCGGAGCAAUCCCAGGAAGGGCAGGAAAAGGGCCGCGCCCCAGGACAGUGCUGGCUGUCGGGCGCCCCAGAAACCAAGCCCAUCAAUUAUCCCCCUGGCCUUGGGCCCCGCCGUGCUGCCCUCUGUGCUGUGCUCGGCCAGGGGCCCUGUUUCUCCUGCACCUCUGGAAUGAGGGCAGAGAGAUUCCAAGGCUGGAUUUUUAUCUGUAUCAGCUCUGAGCCGUUUGAGCUGAGGAUGGCGAGUCCCAGGGUGCUCGGUAAGGGGAGUAGGUCCCAAAGCUGGCUUCGGAGCCCAGUCUCACAGCUGCUCUUGUCAGUCCUUUCUCCUUGAAAUUAGUGGUUUCUGGCCUCUUGAUUCCGAGUUCAAGGGCAGGAUGAGGGUGCCCAGCUGGAGAGGGUGCUUUGAGGAUGGGCAGGCACAGGUCAUUGCAGGAGUGCCCAUGGGGACUCAAACAAAACGUUGUAUGUGGGAGAAGGAUACUGGCGGGAUAAGCCUAUGUUUGGCUUAGUCCUGGUGAGCUUGAGGUGAGCUUCAGCUCUUGACUGCAAUGCCCAAGCCCCUGGCGAAAGUGGGGAAUGAGAGAAUAAGGGGGUUCACUGACUCCUAAGGAGCAGGAUGAAGGGCAAGGAGUGAAGGCUUGGUUUCUUGGAGCCCCUUCACCAGCUCAGGACACCGCACCCACGAGUAGGGGAGCACAAGGGGAGAGGCAACUCAGGACUAUGCCUGGAGUGCAGGCCGGCAGGGAGUAAAGCCACCCUUGUCACCUACCCUCCUGGCACGGGACUGUCAGGUUUCCUGUUUGGAGGAAAAAAAUAGCAAAAUUCAACAAGGCAAAAAGGGGUAGAGCAAAGAGCGGGCCUGGCAGGGUCUUGGUGGCGUCCCGGGCACUAAUGCCUCUACCUCGGCUUGAUCUGUGCGCCCCUGCACGGGCCAUGCCCGCCGCUGGCGUUCGGGAGGAGAGCCGGGCCGGCUGGCUGUGCGCGCCCAUUAAUCUGCCGGGCGGGCGGCGGGCGGCGGGCUGGGGGCUGUUUGUAACUUUGCUGCCUCGGUCGCCGCGGUCCCCGGGGAGCGGGCUCCGGCGCUCGCUCCCAUUGGCCGCCGCCGCGUCAGCUGGUGCGAUUUGCUGCUGUCGCUUUUGGCGUUCGGCCAUCCAGAAACAAACCAGUUCGAUGACUACUAAUAGUUAUAGCCAGAUGUACUAAUACACAACAAAUCACAGUCCUGCAGAGGGGCGCGCAAAUGAGUUCCUAUUUUGUGAAUCCCACUUUCCCCGGGAGCCUGCCCAGCGGCCAGGACUCCUUCUUGGGCCAGCUGCCCCUCUACCAGGCCGGCUAUGACGCGCUAAGGCCCUUCCCGGCCUCGUAUGGGGCGUCGAGCCUCCCGGACAAGACGUACACCUCACCUUGUUUCUACCAACAGUCCAACUCGGUUCUGGCCUGCAACCGGGCGUCCUACGAAUACGGGACCUCAUGUUUCUAUUCUGAUAAGGACCUCAGUGGCGCCUCGCCCUCGGGCACUGGCAAGCAGAGGGGCCCCGGGGACUACCUGCACUUUUCUCCCGAGCAGCAGUACAAACCCGACAGCAGCAGCGUGCAGGGCAAAGCCCUCCAUGACGAAGGCGCCGACCGGAAGUACACAAGCCCCGUUUACCCUUGGAUGCAGCGGAUGAACUCCUGCGCGGGUGCUGUGUACGGGAGCCAUGGGCGCCGAGGCCGCCAGACCUACACGCGCUACCAGACGCUGGAGCUGGAGAAGGAGUUCCACUUCAACCGCUACCUGACGCGGCGCCGCCGCAUCGAGAUCGCCAACGCGCUCUGCCUCACCGAGCGCCAGAUCAAGAUCUGGUUCCAGAACCGCCGCAUGAAGUGGAAAAAGGAAAAUAAACUCAUCAACUCCACGCAGCCCAGCGGGGAGGACUCUGAGGCAAAGGCGGGCGAGUAGACUCCUGGGCAGGGACCAGGCCAGCGCAGCAACCUUCUUAGGCUUUGCCUGUAGCGCUCGUCUGCUCCCCAACUUUUCUCCCCGCCU
Lemur catta (Ring-tailed lemur) is the source of this 5161-nucleotide messenger RNA. It is a transcript of the gene HOXA6, whose product is annotated as homeobox A6. NCBI's taxonomy places the organism in Eukaryota, Metazoa, Chordata, Mammalia, Primates, Lemuridae. The coding region runs from base 4373 to 5074 and encodes 233 amino acids. Gene Ontology annotation, biological process: anterior/posterior pattern specification; regulation of transcription by RNA polymerase II. The transcript has 2 exons. Gene Ontology annotation, cellular component: nucleus. Gene Ontology annotation, molecular function: RNA polymerase II cis-regulatory region sequence-specific DNA binding; DNA-binding transcription factor activity, RNA polymerase II-specific. The record is from RefSeq and is a predicted model, not a curated record.